UGUGUGUGUUGGAGGCUGGGGCGCAGCAGCUGAGCUCCUCCUCCGCCGCCUCUCCUCUCUCUGGACAGAGCCACAAAUUAACUCAACUUGGUAUCGUUUCGGUUGAAGCUUGAUUCGAAGGGCAGCGACCGGACGUUUGCAGUAACAUGUCAGCCGUAGCAGCCACCGGCGCCAGGCUGCAGCGCCUCUCUGCAUGGUUUGACCCUGAAUCUGCUGCGGUGGUGACCAUCCUACUGGGGCUCUUCCAGGUCAUGCUGUGUGUCCCUCUCCUGCACAUAGACCAAAGUCUCCCUAAGCUCUAUGUUCUGCCGCUGGUGUUGGGAAUCGUGAUUGUGGCCGGAGGCUCGCUCACCAUGGCCAAUGAGAGGAAUCCCCACAGGCAGCUGCUCCAAGGCUGCGCCUACGGCAACGUGGGCGGGCUGCUGCUGGCGCUGCUCGCCUUCUGCCUGUACUGCUACAACCUCAGCACCAUCCAGACUAAAAGACUGUGUUCAGGCGACGAACACGGUUUCUACAAUUCCCACUUUAAUUGUCCGUCCGAAAUCCUGGCGGCCUAUCACUGGAGCCUCACCCUGCUUCUGCUGCUCUACGAUGUGGCUGCCAUGGUCCUUCACGGCCUCCUGUCACUCUCAGCCCUCAAAGCACUGAAAACGAACUGAUGCCCAGAGCAGACACACGUGUUGGCUAGAAAUGGCUCUCACCAUAGUCACACACCAUCUGCUGGUUGAAUGUUAUUGUAUGUGAGAUGCUGCCUGUUAAACCCUAGUUCCAGUACUAACCGCUGUGUUGUGUAGCACCUGUGUAAGGAAAAGAAUGUGAUGGUGUAGAUGGACCUGGGAGUUAGACCAUAUGCUCAUAGACAUGAAUGACGUGUACGCACAGGAGAUGCUCAACGAUGAGGAUGUGAAGCAUCUCUGCCCAGAGGAGGAGGGCGGCGGCGACCCUCAAAACCAAUCAGAUAUCACAAUAUAAUGAGGAACAAAUUCCUUAGGACGCAACAAAGAAAAGAUAUAGGUCCAGGUGCCAGACUCCCGACGACCCUCAUCACUGUGAAUAAACACUUCUUAACCUGGAACCAGCUGUUCUUGUUCUUCACAGCCUAAAGUUGUCUGUCUAUUAAUAGUAACAAAUAAAAGUCAAACGUGUUUAUUGCCAUACUGUA
Messenger RNA from Betta splendens (Siamese fighting fish), 1162 nucleotides. RefSeq lists its product as uncharacterized. Lineage: Eukaryota; Metazoa; Chordata; Actinopteri; Anabantiformes; Osphronemidae. The coding region runs from base 147 to 659 and encodes 170 amino acids. The transcript has 6 exons. The record is from RefSeq and is a predicted model, not a curated record.